Molecule: messenger RNA, 2807 nt
Organism: Nothoprocta perdicaria
Lineage: Eukaryota; Metazoa; Chordata; Aves; Tinamiformes; Tinamidae
Gene: PPP2R3B
Product: protein phosphatase 2 regulatory subunit B''beta
Exons: 14
Coding region: 114-1862 (582 amino acids)
Biological process (GO): protein dephosphorylation
Cellular component (GO): protein phosphatase type 2A complex
Molecular function (GO): protein phosphatase regulator activity; calcium ion binding
Source: RefSeq, a predicted model, not a curated record
UGGUGCACGUGACAGGAAUCUUCAGUGACAACUUGAAAGGCAAGAGGAAUCAGUAGAUGAUUUUCAAAGUUUUAUUUGGUGUUUGAUUAGACAAAAAGGUAGACUAGUUAAAAAUGCCAGCUGGGAAAGUUCUGCAACCCGUCCUGAAAAUGAAGGUAGACGAACUCUUUUUGUGUUGGCUGAGUCAACCUGCAAGUCAGCUGGAGCUGAAGGACUAUUUGAGAAGCAUCAAGAAUGAGGAUAAAACUGAGAUUGCUAAUGGAGACUCAGGGAAUGGUGAAAAUGAGAGAUUCACUACUAAAAACUCCAACUGCAAGCAAAGCAUUUUAGGGGAUAUCAGGAUACCUUUGAUGUCUUUCAAUCCUCCUCAUCUUUCUACAGCACUUCCACUGGCAACUUCAACCAGCACAAGGAGUGCCUCUAAUACUAGAGGAAUACGUAGAUCUUCAGGGACCAGAGCAGUUCAGACAAAGAAGGAAGAACCUUUGCCAACAUCGCUUAGUCAGACCAUUCCAACUUUCUAUUUUCCUCGAGGGUGUCCUAAGGAAAAAGUGAAUAUAGAUGCUGUGAUUUCCAAAAUUGAAAGAACUUUCUCUGAAUUUCCAAAUGAGAGGGCAACUCUAGAAGAUAUGGGGAAAGUUGCAAAGGCUUGUGCAUGUCCCCUUUACUGGAAAGGUCCCUUGUUUUAUUGUGCUGGAGGUGAACGAACAGGAUAUGUGUCAGUUCAUAAAUUCGUCGCAAUGUGGCGGAAAAUCCUUCAGACCUGUUAUGAUGAUGCUGCAAAAUUUGUUCAUCUUCUAAUGAACCCUGGAUGCAACUAUUUGGUGCCUGAAGACUUCAUUCCUUUUUUACAAGAUGUGGUGAAUAGUCAUCCUGGCCUCUCAUUUUUAAAAGAAGCAUCUGAAUUUCAUUCUCGGUACAUCACCACAGUUGUACAGAGAAUAUACUAUACAGUAAAUAGGUCCUGGUCUGGGAAAAUUACYUGUAACGAGCUCAGGAAAAGCAACUUUUUGCAGAACGUGGCCUUAUUGGAAGAGGAAGCAGAUAUUAACCAGCUGACGGAGUACUUCUCAUAUGAGCAUUUCUAUGUAAUCUACUGCAAAUUUUGGGAGCUGGAUACAGAUCACGACCUCUAUAUUGACCGCAAGGAUUUAGCUCGGCACAAUGAUCACGCAAUAUCAAAUAGGAUGAUAGAGAGAAUCUUCUCAGGAGCGGUAACAAGAGGUAGAAAAGCACAAAAAGAGGGAAAAAUUAGUUAUGCUGAUUUUGUCUGGUUUUUGAUAUCUGAAGAAGACAAAAAGACACCGACAAGCAUCGAAUACUGGUUUCGCUGCAUGGAUCUUGAUGGGGAUGGUGCUUUGUCAAUGUAUGAGCUGGAAUAUUUUUAUGAAGAACAGUGCCAAAAAUUAGAUAACAUGGCCAUAGAACCUUUGCCAUUUGAAGACUGUUUGUGCCAGAUGCUGGAUCUUGUGAAGCCACAAUAUGAAGGAAAGAUUACUCUGCAUGAUUUGAAGAAAUGUAAGCUGACAAAUGUGUUUUUUGACACAUUUUUCAACAUUGAAAAAUAUCUCGACCAUGAACAGAAGGAUCAAUUUUCUGUGUUGCGAGAUGGUGAAGGUGAAAGCCAGGAGAUCUCCGACUGGGAGCGGUACGCGGCAGAGGAGUACGAUAUCCUGGUAGCAGAAGAGGCAGCAGGCGACCAGUGGAAUGAGGGCUAUGAAGCAGAGCUGAAUCCUGUAGACCACCAGAAGGCCAAUGUUCUCAAGUACCAAAUGGAGAAGAGACCUUUUUUUGAAGUGCCUUCCCACCUGGCUGAUGUAGACUUGGAUGAAUACGACUACGAAGAGGACUUUGAGGAGUGACAGGAGUCAACACUUGCAGAAGGAAAAGGACAGUCUGCAGCAGGUCUGCCGCACACCUAUACGUUUUGGUGGGGUUUGUUUCCAGGAAGUCAGCUGAGUUUUGUGCUAAAAAAUAUUUAAUCACUAGACUACCUUUUAAAGAAGUGCAUUUGUAUGGAAUGAUGAAACUUUUUGUAUUUAUUCAAUAGCCUAUAGUUUUUAAAAAAUAGAUUAAAAUAUUUAUUUAUAGAUGUUGCAUAAUUCCUUCUUGGAAGAAUAACAAUAUUUGACUGUAGAGAAAAGUAAUAUACUGUUUUUAAGAGACGACUGUGUAACUCUAAGUUGAUGUGUGGUGCACUGACCAUCUCCGUCCCAUGUGUAAAUAGACGUCCCCGUCCCGCCGUGGGAAGCAAGGAGGGAGCUGAUGUGUGACCUGCCGCGUGUGUUCGCUCGGGGCAGUUUCUGGGGGGUUUCUUCUUGCCUUGACCAGGAAGAGCCUCCUGCAAGUGCCUGACUYGGCUCCCAUUUCCUGCAAACGCUGUUUUGUUUGACAAGCUGAGCGGAUUAGUGCACAUGGAAAACGAACGGCUGAAGCAAAUGGCUCCUCUUUCUGUGUAGUCCCUGUUUGCCCCAACUUUUAACUUUGCUUGCCCUUUUAAACUUGUUUCAUUGAUGUUCAUUAUAAAAAAAAAAAAAAAAAAAAAAAAAAAAAAAAUAAUAAUGAAGUCUGUUUUUGUGUUCAUACUUGAUCCAAAAUGAGUGUUUUAAUUCAUGUAGAAGGAACCAAUUUUUUCCAAGUGCUCUGUCUACGUGUUACUUGAUCAGUGAUGUGCACUACUCUGUCGUGGGCAUUCAGUGCUCCUGCGUGUGCCCUGCCUUCGGGUGUUUGCUAUUGACACAUUCCAUGGCUAUUCAAACAGUGUCACAGCAGCUUGACCUUGUUGCCUCACUCUACUGUUAAACAGU